Messenger RNA from Myotis lucifugus (little brown bat), 1209 nucleotides. RefSeq names its product BCL2 related protein A1 (gene BCL2A1). Lineage: Eukaryota; Metazoa; Chordata; Mammalia; Chiroptera; Vespertilionidae. Gene Ontology annotation, molecular function: protein homodimerization activity; protein heterodimerization activity; channel activity. Bases 499 to 1119 code for a protein of 206 amino acids. The transcript is spliced from 2 exons. Gene Ontology annotation, cellular component: mitochondrial outer membrane. Gene Ontology annotation, biological process: intrinsic apoptotic signaling pathway in response to DNA damage; extrinsic apoptotic signaling pathway in absence of ligand; positive regulation of apoptotic process. The record is from RefSeq and is a predicted model, not a curated record.
CUUCCGCAGCCAACACAGGUCCAGCUGAAACGUCACGCUGCCUGCCACCCUCCAAAGCGGAUUUAUACGUCUCUUCUGCUGCGUCUGAACGUCACGCCUGCUUGCAGCAUGACGUCAUUAGCUACGUCAUUUGGCAGCGACCGUGCAUCCCUCCGAGGUUUGGUCACGCUGGCCUCAGCGUUGCCCGGGCUUAAAAGUCGCCUUGGCCGCGAGCUCUCGGGGCUUGGCGGUCGUUUCCGCCGCGACGUGAUGUCGGGGCAGGGCCACAUCCGCGGGCAUUCCUGUCCCUGCAGCGGGGACCAGACCUCACCGGGGCCGGGGGGAUAGGACAGGAGCCCCUCGCUGGAUGGGACGGCGGUGGUGUAGGCGGUCCAUCCCUGAGCCGACUUCCUCCUGCAGAAGGGCCUGGAGGAAGGAGCCGGUGAUGCCACAGAAAUUCCACGGCCCUGAUGUCACCUCGGGGCGGCCCAGCGGCCCCCGCGCGCCCUGCUCUUCUCCAUGCGCCCUGCGCUCCGGCCCCAGAUCGCCGCCGUCGCUUCCCCGGGAAGGAGCCCGGGCCGUGGCCGUCGAAGGAGGAUGAGCGACUGCGAGUUCGGCUACGUCCAGGCGCUGGCCCGGGACUACCUGUGCCACGUGCUGCAGCGGCCGCCGCCCCGGCCCAGCCCGGACAGGGUGUCCCGGCUGCUGCGGGCCGUGGCCUCGGCGGUGCAGAGGGACGCGGAGCGGACGCUGCGGCCGAGCCUGGACGACCUGGACGUGGCGUCCGUGGAGGCGGCCCGGGCCGUGUUCCAGGCCGUGGUGCGGCAGGAGUUCGCGGACGGCGUGGUCAACUGGGGCCGCCUCGUGACCGUGUUCGCCCUGCAGGGCAUCCUCGCCAAGAAGCUGCUCCGCGCGCGCGUCGCCCCCGACCCGGACCAGGACCUGGACCGGGACCUGGACGCGGACACGUCCGAGGAGAUCGCGCGCUUCGUGGCCGAGUUCAUCACCUCGCAGGCGGGGGACUGGAUCCGGCAGAACGGAGGCUGGGUAAAUAGUCCUGCUCGCUCUUUGCUCCGAAGCGGGAGUUCGCGGUGUCCCGGCUGCUUUAAGGAAUAUAUACACACACGCGCUUGGAAUUAGUAAUUAACUCAAAGGGCGUAUACAUCUUUUUUGGGGGAGGGGGGACACCCCGUAUAUAUGGGUUGUGUUUGCAAGACCCUCUACCGGUCU